Molecule: messenger RNA, 618 nt
Organism: Vicia faba (fava bean)
Lineage: Eukaryota; Viridiplantae; Streptophyta; Magnoliopsida; Fabales; Fabaceae
Source: the annotation of a GenBank genome assembly
AUGGAUAACGCUCGUAUCAAGGUGAGAACUUCAAGCGCAGCGGUGUUGAACGAUUCUUUUAGAGUAUUGAUUGGGGAUGAGAAAUUUUGUAUCAAGUUCUCUGAAGACUCUCAUGGGCCUUUGCGUAUUAUUCUAAACCAGAAGAAAUCUCCUUUUAUGGCAUAUGCUUCUUCAUCAGAGUCGAAGGACAGAUGGUUGAAGCAGUUGGAUGGGAACAAUUUGGAUGAGACUAGGGAGUUCUCUUCCAAUGAUUUGGUUGCUUCAAGAAUAUUGUUGGCAGAAGAUGGAACGACUAAUGUUAACUUGUCAUGCAGUUUGGUGGAAAAGGACGAUACAGAGUUUAGGGGUUCUGAUCCUAGGUUUAUAGAGGAUAAAGCAUUUGUUCCGUGUACUUUCGAUGAAGCCCUUGGGGUGUCCAAGGAAAUUUCUACUCAUAGACUAUCAGAACUGAUGCAGAUUUUAGAUUAUCAUAUUCCAGUUGUUUCGGAUACUGAUAAAGCUCAAUUCGAAACUGGCAUAAAGUUAUUCGACGAAGAGUGGGAUUGCAACGAAGGACCAAUUAAUUCGUCGAGGUAUUUUAGAUCCUACUUCAAAUUACUGUUGCGUGUUUUGUUCUAA